Molecule: messenger RNA, 1179 nt
Organism: Purpureocillium takamizusanense
Lineage: Eukaryota; Fungi; Ascomycota; Sordariomycetes; Hypocreales; Ophiocordycipitaceae
Exons: 3
Coding region: 1-1179 (392 amino acids)
Source: RefSeq, a predicted model, not a curated record
AUGGCACCUGCACUGGCAGGCAUCUCCGCCCAGGCGUCGGAUCCAGAGCACCCGCAGGUGCAGAAGGACAAGGCCCUAUUCAAGGUCAACGCCCGCGAGCGGCGAGCUGAGGAACGCAAACAGAAGCGCAAAGAAAAGGCAGCUGCCAAGAAGGAGCGCAAGCUCAAUGUCAAGCGCAGCGCCAAAUGGAACGAGGAGCGCAGGCAGGAGAUGAAGGCCAAGAAGCUUGAGAAGAACAUGGAUCCCGCCAAGCGCGAGAGACGGCGCCUGCGUCUACUCCAGAGACAUAAAAAGCUCACGAUCCAGGCCGAGAAGUUUACGGCAGAGGCCGAGAAGGCACUGGCACAGUACAAGCACAUGACUGAGGCUAAAGAGCGAGCUGAGAAGGAGGGUAUCUCGCUGAAGCAUACCGCCGAUGACGCAUCAGAUGAUAGCGACUCCUCGCUCGACAGCGAAUCUGGCGGUGCUGGUAUUGCUGACCCCGAGAACGGCACUGUGCCUGCCGACGAGGUCGUCCUGAAGCACCGCCGCGAAAGCGAUGCGUCAGCCCACAGCACCGUCUCCGCCACGGCCACGGCACGAUUGAAGGAAGAAAAGCCUAAGAAAGACAAGCACAAAAAAUCGACCCAUGCCGAUUCCGAAGACGUUCUUAUGGAGGACGUCGGAGAGAGCAGAAAGCCCAAGAAGGACAAGAAGAAGAUAGCCAAGGCUGUCCAAGCCGACGACGAUGUUGAUGAAUCCGUCGCGACGCCCAAACACGAUCUGAAGCGCAAGCACGAGGACAAGGAGGGGGACGAGGCGCCGGCAUCCAAGAAGAAGAAGGAGAAGAAGGAGAAAAAGGAAAAGAAAGAGAAGAAGGAGAAAAAGGAAAAGAAAGAGAAGAAGGUGAAGGAUACCAAGGUUGCCAAGGAGGCUGACGCCAGUGCCGACGUAGCUGGAGCAGACGAUGCUGCCAAGUGGAACGUGGGCGAUCUCGGAGGCGGUUCCGCGCGACAGGCCAAGUUCCUUCGCCUCCUCGGAGGCAACAAGGACGCCACGGCUGACCCAUUGACGUCGGGAGCGGUCCCCAAGGGCAAGUCUGCGUCUACCAAGGCCGAGGCCGAAAUCCAGCGCCAGUUUGAGGAGGGCAUGAAGGCCAAGUUCGACGGCACGGGCAAGCGCCGCGGCCUGGGCGCAUAA